UUUUUGAACACAAAACGAUAUAUUUUACAACUGAUAAUGUUGGAUAAAGCCCUGAUAAGGGUCCGAAAUACAAUAAACGUGGACGUAACAGUCCGCCGCAACCUUCACAGGGGCACACGCGAAAUGUUUAACUCGAACGAUGUUCACGACGCGCCUUUUGUUUUUGUUAGGUCGAAUCGAGCCACGUCACGGGAGUAUUGAAGGGUUUUUUGAAAUUGGAACUCGAUUUUGGCGGGAUUAUGGAAAUGUGUCGUUAUUAUUAUGAUAGGUGUUUGGUGCGUCCGGGAGUGAUGUCGGGGUGGUGUGGCGGCAGGGGUGUGUCACGAGGGUGCGAAGGGCUAGGGCGACGCGGAAGCGUGGCUCGCGUGCUGGCACGGCGGGAGGUGGCGCGCGCGCGGCUUUCGUUGCCCAAAUGGCGGGCUCGGCUGGGCCUCGCGCGCGUACGCUUUAACCUUGCCUCGGCGACCUGCUGGCCGUAGUUAUGCCUAAAAGAGGCAUCCAGAACGAAAUACACCUAGUAUAGUGAAAAGUGAAAAUGCAACUAAACCAAAGGCCGUCCAGAAUGAGAAUCCGUAAACAUUAAGCGCACUUUAUAUUCAAGUAUUAGUAAUAAUAAGAAGCAACCAUGCCUGUGGUCUCGCCGUCAAGGUACGAGUCCUCGUCGUCGGGUCUCUCGGGCUCGUACCGGUCGACGCUGACCUCCUCGUCGAGUCUCGACAAGCCCUACUGCCGGACCCGCAGCAGCACGUACGUCACCACAACCGCACGAACCUCGUACGGAGACAUCAACUCGGAAUACAGAUCCAAGUACUCCGAUGUCGACGGAAAGAGGGAAAGAAAGACCUCCCUCGUGGAGUACUCCAGGACUUCCAGAGCCCCGAGCGUCACCGACUCCGACAGUGGAAUAUCAUCACGAUACAGAUCCGAAAGGAGCGAGUCCAGAUCCAGAGACAUUUCCACAACAAGAAGCGAGAGCUCGAAGACGUCGAGCGAUCCGUUACCGAGGAGCAAACGGAACUUCAGCUCGGCCGCGCUGGCGAUGUCCACGGCCGAGUUCUACAACACGUACUCGCCCGCCAACUACAUCCCCCUCACGCAGCGGAUCCAGAUGCAGCAGCAGAACCACAACUACGGCGACAUCUCCAGAUCCAAAUCCAUAUCCAAUGACAUCGGCCGACCGCCCGCGUCGGACCGGAGCGUGCGCAAGCCGCGCAGCUCGGCCGCCGCUGCCAUCUCAGAGAGAGCGGAAAGUCGACGGUACAAGGAUAGCUCGCCGACGCCGUCGUACGUCAAACGUAACUCCAUGACGAACGGAGUGAGAGACAAUAACGGCAACGAACUGCCGUCCGUUCCGGAGAUUCGAAAGAGAUUCGAUCCAAAAAUGGCCGUCACCAAACUGCCGGCUAACGAGUCUAGGUACUCAUCGCGUAGUUCCCUUGAACAGUUUCUGAACCAGCUAAAAGAUUGCGAGAACGGAACCAGUGGGUACACAAAAAUACUGCCCAAAGAUGACAAACCCGUGCCUGUGCAUUUACCAUACGUAGACAAGAACGGAACGUCCAAAUGGGACCUAGGAUCAAGCAGCUCGCGUUCCAAUUCAAACUCAGAUCUGUCCAUUAGUAAGACCACAUCUGAGCCGGUAUGUCUAGCCAAACCCUCCACAGACAAGCUAGGAGCGAUGUCCACAUCCCUAACCUCAAAGUUGCCUUCCGAACGUCUAGCCAGCAUUAAAAGCCAGCUAGACCCUAACAAUCCUAUAGGCAAAAUUCUAGAAAAAUCCACCGUCAUACAGGUAGAGAAUGGUGAUGCAUACGACAGAAAAAAACUCAGAAACAGUCCAGAAGUAACGAUAAAAAAAGAAACAUUGAAAAAUGAUAUAGAAAAACAAGUGAAGACACCGAAACAUACGUCUGAUUUCGCUUCAUACAUACAAAUUUCACAGCCGAUUGCUUCGGGCACAACUACGCCGAAAAAAGCUGAACUCAACAAUAAAGUUGAAGAGGUCAAAGUCGACAAAUCUGAACCGAGGAAAUCAAAGGUCAAUCUCAAAUAUAUAGAUUCAGAACAGGAUACUCUAGCACUUAAUAAUGAAGUUGAAUCUCCAAGUGGUACUGGAUUUGAAAAUAAAACAUUUGAACAUGAGAAUUAUUUAAAAAAACGGUCAGAAAAGAACGAUGCAGACGAUAAUAAAGAAGAGGAUGGAUUAAAAUCAAUGGAGACGAGUACAGAGAGCACUAUCAGUGAACCAACAGAGGACUCGAGUCCAGAUACUCCGUCAGCGCGGAGAAGAGUCAUCAGUAGAGACUACGACGACAUAAAAACGGAGUUGGCCGGCGGCAAGAGCGGACCUAGCGGGUUGCGCCGCAGCAGCGAGAGAUCCGACUCGGUGUCAGAGUCGCGAACCGAGAAGCAGUCUAGUCAAACUAGUGGUCUGAACGGGCUCCGCAACAUCGGCAACACGUGCUUCAUGAACAGCGUGCUGCAGUGCCUGUCGAACACGCGGCCGCUGCUGGAGUACCUCGCCGACGACAAGUACGCCGCGCACAUCAACACCACGCUCUCCUGCAUGAAGGGCGCGCUCAUCAAAGCGUUCGCGAGCGUGAUCAAGGAGCUGUGGCGCUGCGGCGAGCGCGACUCGGUGGUGAACACCACCUCGCUCAAGUCGCAGGUGCAGCGGUUCGCGCCCCGGUUCAUGGGCUACAGCCAGCAGGACGCACAGGAGUUCCUCCGGUACCUGCUGGAGGGGCUGCACGAGGACGUGAACCGCGUCACGGUGAAGCCCAAGCCGAUCCUCACGGAGAUCGACGACAGUCUCAGCGACUCUGCGAAGGCGGCGGAGGCGUGGAGCCGGUACCUGCGCAUGGAGGACAGCCGCGUGGGCGACAUCUUCGUGGGCCAGCUCAAGUCCACGCUGCGCUGCACACACUGCAACCACGACAGCGUCACCUUCGACCCCUUCUGGGACCUCAGUUUGCCGAUCCCGUCUCGUACGGGCAAUCUCAAGCUGCAACAGUGUCUACAGUACUUCACCAAGCAGGAGGAGCUCGACGGAGACGAGAAACCGACGUGUUCAAAGUGCGGCGUGCGUCGCAAGUGCCUGAAGUGGUUCACGGUGCAGAAGUUCCCGCAGGUGCUGGUGCUGCACCUGAAGCGGUUCUCGCCGACGGAGCGGUUCCGCGGCAAGCUGAGCGUGGUGGUGGAGUUCCCGCUGAGCGCGCUGGACAUGGCGCCCUACGCCGCCGCGCGCGCGCCCGCCGCCACCUACGACCUCUACGCCGUCAGCAACCACUCCGGCACCACGUACUCGGGCCACUACACGGCGUACUGCAAGCACCCCUACACCGGCGAGUGGCACGAAUACAACGACUCCAGAGUGACGCCGAUAAGUCCGCGCAACGUAGUGUCGUCGGAGGCGUACGUGCUGUUCUACGAGCUGUCGCGCUCGUCGUAGCGGGGGCCACUCUCGCGGGGCCCACGACCCCCACACACGCGGGGCCCACCGCCCACACACGCUCGGUGACCGCGCACGCCGCUGGGUAAAGUGACUCGGUUUUUAAAUGUACAAAUUAGAUAAAUUUGUUGUUCUGUGUCGAUAUGGGUUCUGAAGCGUAUAACGUAGGGUUUGACUGAGGGAACGCUUUCGGCAAACUCGUUGGCCUCAUUGGCUCUACGUAAAC
Manduca sexta (tobacco hornworm) is the source of this 3677-nucleotide messenger RNA. Its product is annotated as ubiquitin carboxyl-terminal hydrolase 17. The record is from RefSeq and is a predicted model, not a curated record. Gene Ontology annotation, cellular component: cytoplasm. Gene Ontology annotation, biological process: protein deubiquitination. Bases 626 to 3451 code for a protein of 941 amino acids. The transcript has 13 exons. Lineage: Eukaryota; Metazoa; Arthropoda; Insecta; Lepidoptera; Sphingidae. Gene Ontology annotation, molecular function: cysteine-type deubiquitinase activity.